Messenger RNA from Haplochromis burtoni (Burton's mouthbrooder), 4576 nucleotides. It is a transcript of the gene ttf2, whose product is annotated as transcription termination factor, RNA polymerase II. The coding region runs from base 90 to 3536 and encodes 1148 amino acids. The record is from RefSeq and is a predicted model, not a curated record. NCBI's taxonomy places the organism in Eukaryota, Metazoa, Chordata, Actinopteri, Cichliformes, Cichlidae. Gene Ontology annotation, molecular function: ATP-dependent chromatin remodeler activity; zinc ion binding; ATP binding. The transcript has 23 exons.
UGUUAUCCGAGAGCUGCGAUUGGUCUAUACGAAAUACAGCUCUUCCCUUCACGUUCUAGUAACUGAAACUGAACUAAUGUGUUGAUAAAAUGGAAAAGGUUGUAUGUAGUAUCCACGGUGGUGUGUGUAUGUUAAAAACCGGAUUAAAAGAUGGACCAAAUAAAGGCAAGAGCUUCUACGUCUGCGUUGACAAGCAAGGAUGUGAUUUUAGUCAACAAACCAGCAUUUCACCAUCACACUGCCUCCAUCAUGAAGAUUCAAUGGUGGAACUCCAGGCUCUCAACUACAGUCAGCAACAGCAGGGCUAUAGGUUGUUCUACCGAUGUGCUGUAGGUAAAAAAGCAGGCCAGAGGUGGUGUGGAAAUGUACCCUGGACUGCACCAGAAACAGAAAAGAGAAGCCCUCUGUCUGACACACAGCUACAGCCCUCAUGUCUUCCACCUGUACGAAACCCCUUUAAGGCACCAAGCCAGACAGACAAGGACUCUGAGUGGAGAAAGUUGCACAACAAUAGACAUGAAGAGAGAGAAGCAAGUCACAAGGCUGAAAGAAGAGCAAAUUACCAGAAAGAAAAUGAAAGGCAACAAGGUGCAGGAGUGGAAGAAAAGGCAGAUGAUAAGCACAGGUCAUCGGAUACUUACCGGGGUAAACAACUUCCACCGGGGAUGAAGUUAAAAAAGAGAGUUUCAGAUGAGGAAAACAACAGUCCCAAAGAAAACAGUGUUGAAAAAAGAACCGAGAAGAUUCAAGACACGCCCGAGCAGAACCGCAUUAAGCAAGGAGAAGCAGAAAAGGGCAUUUCUUCCUCCAACGUCAAGACUGUUCAUUCUGAGUCAUCAAACAAACAUCAACUCAAAACAAUCAAUCAAACUGCACCAGUUUCUCACAGGAACUUGACUCAGCAACCGUCUGAUGCUGAAACCUCUCAGGUGAAAGAAACCAAACAAAUACUAGAAAACAGCAGCUGCACCCAUGCAUCCAGACACUCUGACAGCAGCAGGAGCCCCAUACCUGACAAACCAACUCAGCCAGAGUCCAGUCAGCCCAACAGUCCCGAAAACAACGAUGAUGAUGAUGAUGAUGUGGUACUGGUGUCGGUGAAGCCUGCUCUGCAAAAGACUCCUCCUGUUUCUACUGUCCAAAAGACACUGACCAACUUCCCAGGAUUCCAGCCAGCUUCUAACAUCAAAAAGCCGGUGGAAAACCCCAAAGGGCUGCAGAACCUGCUCACCGUUCAGCUCCAGCAGAAAAAGGCCACUCUAUCUUCAGUAAACUUGGAGGCGCUACCAGAUAAAGGAGAGAGGCUGAGGACACAGGUUAAAGAGCUGGAGGAAGCCCUGGAGUCACUGAGCCUCACUGCUGCUUCUCAGCCUGAGUCUGAGGAAGCGUGUAGCAGCACUGAUUCUGGUUUCAGCACCACUCAGAUGAAUCCAUUCAGCCGACAGGGCGGGACCAUCCUGCUCCCUGCUCCUCCAGCCCCGGGCCUGCACCAUCAUCAGGCCUCUGGUGGCUCUCUGGAUCUCCAGCUGAGCCAGGGAUACUCUCAGAUGUAUGGAGCAUACCCACAGGCACAGACAUUUUAUGGGGGUAGAAUGACCAACGACCGUCUUCUGGCGGUGAAAAAUGCCACCUGUGAGGCCAUCGACCAUCUCCACAAGUCCCUGGAGUCCUGUCCUGAUGCCGAGGCUGAGGCCCCUGAUCCCAAGGGUAUCAAGGUGCCUCUCCUGCCCCAUCAGAGGAGAGCUUUGGCCUGGUUGCUCUGGAGAGAAACGCAGAGUCCUUGUGGAGGAAUACUGGCGGAUGACAUGGGUCUGGGGAAGACCUUGACCAUGAUUUCUCUCAUACUGGCCAUGAAGAUGAAAGCAAAAAAGGACAAGGAGGAGAUGGAAGAGAAGAAGACGGAUAACUGGUUAUCCAAAACUGACUGCAUCCCUGUGUUGUCUAAGGGCACUCUUAUCAUCUGCCCUGCCUCCCUGGUGCACCACUGGAAGAAGGAGAUUGACAGACAUGUCAAGACGGGCAAGUUGACGGUGUACCUGUACCACGGCCCGAACCGUGAGAGAAGUGCCAGAGCACUGGCAGAUUACGAUGUGGUGGUGACUACCUACAGCCUAGUGUCCAAGGAGAUCCCGGUCCAAAAAGAAGAGGCCGAUAAACCCAACACGGAUAAGGACGAUGUGCGUCCAGGCUCAGCUCCUCUCCUGCGAGUGUCCUGGGCCCGCAUAAUUCUGGAUGAAGCCCACAGCAUCAAAAACCCAAAAGUGCAGACCUCCAUGGCUGUCUGUCAGCUGAGGGCCGGAGCCCGUUGGGCUGUCACUGGUACACCCAUUCAGAACAACCUGCUGGACAUGUACUCGCUGCUCAAGUUUCUGCGUUGUUCUCCGUUCGACGAGUACAAACUGUGGAAAGCUCAGGUGGACAACGGCUCCAAGAGAGGCAGAGAGCGACUCAACAUUCUGACCAGGACUCUGCUGCUCCGACGAACCAAAGACCAACGGGACAGCACAGGCCAACCACUGGUGUCUCUUCCUGAUCGGACUUCUGAGGUGCAUCGACUCAAACUUUCUGAGGAUGAGCAGGCUGUGUAUGAUGUGUUAUUUGCCCAGUCCAGAUCUACUCUGCAGAGCUACCUAAAGCAACAUGAAGGAAAUGAUGUGAAGAAAGGAAGCACUUCCAGUGCUAAUCCCUUUGAGAAAGUGGCCCAGGAGUUUGGUUUGUCCCAGGCUGAUCCUGCUCUGUCGAGCUCCCAGCAGGCUAAGCAGGUGUCCAGCACUGUCCACAUCCUGUCCUUGCUGCUGCGCCUCCGACAAUGUUGCUGUCACCUCUCACUUCUUAAGAAGACUCUGGACUCAUCGGAGCUGCAGGGUGAUGGGAUCGUCUUAUCUCUGGAGGAGCAGCUCAAUGCUCUGUCGCUCUCCUCCAGCCCCUCGCCAUCUGGCCCUGAUCCCAAAGACUCUGUGGCCCUCAAUGGCACACGCUUCCCCUCGCGGCUGUUUGAGGGCACCAGCAAAAGCACCAAGAUCUCUGCUAUCAUCUCUGAACUGAAGGCGAUCAGAGAGAAGAGUAAUGAUCACAAAAGUGUGAUCGUGUCCCAGUGGACCAGCAUGCUCCAAAUUGUAGCAGUUCAUCUGCAGCUGAUGGGGUUAACGUACAGCGUCAUCGACGGGACCGUCAACCCUAAACGCCGCAUGGACCUGGUGGAAGAAUUCAACACUAACCCAAAGGGACCACAGGUGAUGCUGGUUUCUCUUUGUGCCGGGGGGGUUGGACUGAAUCUGAUCGGUGGGAAUCACCUGUUCCUCAUUGACAUGCACUGGAACCCAGCUUUGGAGGAUCAGGCCUGCGACCGCAUCUAUAGAGUGGGACAAUAUAAAGACGUCACCAUCCACAGGUUUGUGUGUGAAAACACAGUGGAGGAGAAGAUUUCCACACUGCAGACAAAGAAGAAGGAGCUGGCACAGAAUGUGCUGUCGGGAACCGGAAACACCCUCUCCAAACUCUCUCUGGCAGAUCUCAAGAUCAUUUUUGGAGUCUGAAUAAAGAGCUGUACCAGCUGACCAACAGCUAUUCAGACAUGCAUUCAUGUGUGAAUGUAUUAGGUUGUAACUUUAGAAAAUGUUGAAAUAACAAUAAUAAUAAUAAUAACAACAACAACAAUGGGGUAAUGCAUUACUUUAAAAGUACCAUGUUAUUUGUUACACCAAGGCUAAGAAUUUUCCUCCAAACACUGAGCCAUAACUGAGAUGUUUAGAUUAGUUACACUAAACAAAAUAUGUGGGCUUUUUCUAAAACUCUUUUUUGGGUUUGUUUUUGUUUGGGGGGGGGGGGGGUUGUUAGUUUUUAUUUGUAUUCUUUCUUUUCUUUUCUUUUCUUUUUUUUGGACUGUUUAAACAGAUGGUCAAAUGCCACAGCUGACACACAGCUGGACAGUAUUUGAAACAUAUGUGUUUACAUACAUUUAAACAGUUUCUUACUAUAUUUUGUAAAAUUACAUAAUAUUUUCCUCCAUGUAUUUUUGGUCUUCUGUUUCUUCCACCUGAUUUAUUUCUUUAUACUUAUCUAAAGAAAUACAUUAUAUCAUUAUUAUUAUUAUUAUUAUUAGUAAUAAUAAUACUAUUAUCAUAAUUUUAUACUAGUAUUGCUGUAUUUGUGUUGUUUGUGAUGUAAUGUUACAAUAAAUUUAGGUGAUUAAAGUUAUUAGAAGUGACUUCUGUUUUAGGCAGUAAACUGAAACGAUUAUUUAAUUUUCCAAAGCUGCUUAAAGUUUACUCAGUUGAAAAACAUGUUGCUAAUAUUGUGGCUUUUAAGGCAUUUCAAUAUUGCACUUGUGAUUAUUAAAAUAUUAUACAUUGAAGACUUAAAAACAUUAGUGGAUGACGUGUUUUUUUGUUUUGUUCUGUGCAGGAACAUGUGUGCUAUAUUUAAAUAUGUAUAACUAGUUAGCAGACGGUCUGUUUUCACCAGGCAACGUGUUUUCAACACUCGCAAAUCACUGACUUUUGAUGCCUUUAGUACAUUUCGAACUUUUGGGCGUCAUCGCCCGAAAUAACAGAACAAUAAAGAGAAAAUUAAAAAA